Molecule: messenger RNA, 1221 nt
Organism: Hydra vulgaris (swiftwater hydra)
Lineage: Eukaryota; Metazoa; Cnidaria; Hydrozoa; Anthoathecata; Hydridae
Source: RefSeq, a predicted model, not a curated record
UGUUUUCCAAUAAGAUUUGCUAGUCAAUCAUUACUUAUUUUAUGGUGUUUUAGGACAGAGAUUCAUUACAAAUAAUCGAUCGGCAAUCAACUUUUUAUAACAUAAUAGACUGGUUUUGCAUCUGUGAUGCUGCAUCAGGGUUUGGCGUGCCGUGUGCACAUGUUCCUUUUGCUCUAAGAAUGAAGAAUGUAACUGUUAAUGAUCUACAGUUGAUUCAUAAAAGGUGGAUUUUAUGCAAUACUGUAGCAAACCAGGUAAGUUUUGACCAAGCGCCAUCACAUAUUACCUCAAAUAUAGAAUUAUUACCUCUCUGUUGUGCCACUCCCAAACAAAGAUUUACUACAGCAAUGAGUUACCUUCAACCAAUAGCCUCUUUGCUCGCUGAGAUGCCACCCAAAAAAUUUGAACUUGCAAUAACCUGGUUAGGAUCUAUUAAUCAACAAUGCAUUUCUGGUGAAUGGGAACUGAUGGUAUGUCAAUGGAUUUUAGAUGCUUUCAGUUUUCAAAUCAUUAAAGAACUGCAUUAGAAAAAUGUUGUGUUUAUUUUAGUUUCAAAGUGAUCCUUGUCUAGAAGUUUUUACACCUGCAGAAGAUCACGGUGAUCCUUGUCUAGGAGGUUUUACAUCUACAGUAGAUCAAAGUGAUCCUUGUCUAGAAGAUUUUACAUCUACAAAAGAUCUAUCAUCAAAAGAAAUUUUAGAAGUUAAAUCACCUUCAAGUGCAGAUCCUAUGAUGACCCCACUUGAAUGCAUAAAUAAAGAAAUAUGUAAAGUAGUCUCUCAAGAGCCACAUAUAAAUUUAGUUUUAAGGCAACCCCAGCGGAAGCUACCUGGUCGUGUAGGUAAAAACAAACAGAGACUUUUUGACAAAGCUAUAAAAGCGUUUGUAAAAUUAGGUAGUUUCGAAAAAGAUCAUAUCCCUCUCUGUUGGUUUGUAAAAAGAACAGUUGCCCUGCAGGUUUUACACGAGAGUGCUAAAAUUACCAGAUUGCUGACCCUAGAGCAAGUCUCGAUGACAUUAAGCAAUAUUUUGUAGAGGAUGCAUGGGCUGAAGUCAUCAAACGGUGUGAAGAUAUGAGGAUUGAAAAAUGGCCAUGUCAAAUAUGCGGGCAGUCUAAGGCAGCUGGAAAAAACCAAAAAUGGCUUCAGUGUGAUCAUUGUUUAGACUGGUCGCAUUAUGUUUGUAUACAAAUAUCUUGCAAACCUAAAGGAUAUUGGUUCU